Messenger RNA from Python bivittatus (Burmese python), 8867 nucleotides. Lineage: Eukaryota; Metazoa; Chordata; Lepidosauria; Squamata; Pythonidae. The record is from RefSeq and is a predicted model, not a curated record.
AAGAGAGAUUCUAUUUUUGUUUGUUUUACCUUUGAACUAUAGCUGACUAACUAAACCCAGAUAUGGAAUGAAAUAUUUGUUACAGUUACAACAAUUUGGUUAAACUGACUGAGACAGAUUUUUCUGGCCUGGAGAAACUGGAAUUGUUGAUGUUGCACAGUAAUCAGAUACAUACAAUUCAAGACAAGACAUUCUCUGAUUUACAUUUGUUAAAGAUCUUAAAGAUGAGCUAUAAUAAAGUCAAAGUUAUUCAAGCAGACACAUUUCAUGGUCUCAUGGCUUUGGUACGUUUGCACAUGGAUCACAAUGAAAUUGAAUUUGUAAACCCAAAAGCUUUCUAUGGUCUCACCUCACUGAAGCUAGUUCAUUUGGAAGGAAAUUUACUUAAACAACUUCAUCCAGAUACUUUUGUCACUUUGCGGUACCUUGAGGUGUUCAAAACAUCUGCCAUAAAGCAUAUCUACUUGUCUGACAACUUCCUGACUUCUCUGCCGCAAGACAUUUUCUCAUAUAUGUCUGAAUUAGAGAGCCUCCAUCUUCAUGGAAACCCUUGGAUAUGUGAUUGCACUUUGCACUGGUUUGCGGAAUGGGGAGGAAAGCAUUCAGAUGUUGUAAAAUGCAAAAAAGGCAGAGAUGCUGCAGAUACUCUGCAAUGUCCGGUGUGUGCCAACCCCAGGAAUUCUAAAGAGAAACAUUUAACUAAAAUGCCACUCUCUUCAUUUAACUGCAUUAAACCAACUAUAGACACAACUUUGAAGUUGAAGACUGUAACUGUGGUAGACGAUGGAGACUUUACUUCAGUUUCUCCCAAAGAUUUUAUGGCCCCUAUAGGAACUAUGACAUUAAACAUGACAGACCAAACAGGGAAUCGAGUAAAUAUAGCUUGUAAUGUGCAGAAGCCUUCAAAAAUGUCUCCAGUUAUAUUUACAAAAACUGGCAACACCACACUACUUGAAAUAUCAUUGUCGACUUUUCUUAUAUGUAGCAUUGACCAUGAGCAUAUUCAGCAACUAUGGAGCAUUCUUGCCCUUUAUAGUGAUUCUCCACUAAAACUGACAAGGGAACAGUUACUAACAGAAAUGCCUUAUACCAGUUACAAGUACAAACAAAUAGAUUCUAAAAAUGAAGAACUUUUCACUGAUGUAGAAGCUGAACUGACAGCUGAGCCUCCUUGGUUGAUGCAGGGUCAAGUAUCAAUGCAGUUGGACAGGACAGCAACUACACUCAAUAUACUGCAUAUCCAGUAUUCAAUAGAUGCUCAAAUCAUUCUUCCAGAUGAUGUCCCAAAGCCAACCAAACAAAAAUGGGCCAUGAUUUUACGAGACAAGAGUUCCAAAACUGAACAUUCUGUUUUAGUUGGUGGUUCUGUAGAAUUGGAUUGCCAGGCAUUUGGAGACCCUGCCCCUGUAACUGAGUGGUUGUUACCUGAUGGGACCAAGGUUAGAGCUCCAUAUGUAAGUGAAGAUGGAAGAAUAGUGAUAGCAAAAUCUGGUAAGCUCUUAUUACAUUCAGAUCGUUUUGAUACUGGAGUUUAUCAUUGUAUAGGAACCAACUAUGAAGAUGCUGAUGUCUUGACUUUUAGAAUUACAGUGAUCGAUCCAAUUCUGGAGCAGAGCCAUUUAAAUGGACCACAGCUCUCAGUGUUUUUAGGUGAAAUGAUUGAUCUUCCUUGCCUGUCUACAGGUGUCCCAGAUGCUUCUAUUAACUGGGUCACACCAGAAAACAUGAUUCUUCAUAGUUCUUUUAAAAACAAAGUUCUGUUUCACAAUGGCACAUUAAAAAUACAAAAAACAGCAGGACAGGACAACGGUUACUUCAUGUGUAUAACGGCCAAUAAUUAUGGUGCAGAUUUUUUAGUUUACCAAGUACUAGUUAAAAGGAACUUCAACAACUCACAACAACUCACAAAAAAAGAGAUAGUUAAUGAAACAGAAGGGUCUGGCAACAAAGAACAUGACUUUAUUGGCCAAAUUCAAAAUUCUCCUUCUACCAUUCCUGCCCAGGUAACCAGUCAAGCAUCCAUACAAAGUUCAUUUACAAAUUAUUCCAUGCCAAAUAAAACCAAAAACAAUUACAAAGAGGUUUACAGGAAUAAUAGAGGCAAGAUAAGCAGAUGGUUUAGAGGACAAAAGAGACAAUUUGGUCUCUCUACCAACAGAAUUGAUCCAUUGUACUGGGCAACAUUUUUAGGAAAAACAAAAAAUAUCACAUUGCUAAGAAGACAAGAAAAUAUAACAGUAAAACCAACAAGAAAGGUGUUUCUGUCUUCAAAGAGUUCUGGAAAUGAGAGAAUGAUAUCUGGGGAUUAUAUAUUAGCUGAGGAAGAAUUUAUGUUUCUAGCAAAUAAAAGACCUUCAAAAUACACUUUGAGAGAAGCAUCAGGAAAUGUAGUGACAGCAGAACUUGGAAGUAUAUCAGGUAAUUACAGCUUCUUUGCAACACAUAACAUGGUUACAGAAACAGAACCUUCAACUACCAGUUCUAUGGCUAUGCAUUCUGAGAUGCUUAAAGACCAGAACUGGCUAAAUAAACCAAAACCUGAAAUAGAAAGAAUAAGCCUUGAAAGAUAUCAAAUACUGCCUACACCACCAACCCAGAUGGAAAUAACAAUGCCAUCAUUGUUUAAUGAACCCAACAGUACAGCAAACACUUUAAAUUCUUUUCAGAGAUUGGCAUCAUCUGAAGAAGGUAAUUUCUAUUUAAAAAGCAAACCAACAGUAAUACCAACAAUGGCUAUUACUAAUAAUAGCCAGUUUAUAAUUUCCCACAAACUAAUUGAAAAACCUGAUUUAUUUGCAGAGAAAACUGAGAAAGUAUCUGAAAAAUCAAGCCAUCAAGUGUCCUCAGCAGCAGUCAGUGUAUCUAAUGAUGCAUUAAGACAUGGCUAUAUUUACAAUACACAAAAAACAAUACCUCAGUUAUCUGCAGGUUCAGCUGUUGUUGCCCAUCAGCAGAUUGAGGUAGUUAAGGAUUCUACAACUCAUAGUCCAUUCCCCAGAUGGUACAGCAGACGAAGAAAAACCUUUGGUAGAAGACGAAGAAUUAGACCUGACCGUAUUCCCAACAUUGCAGGUCAUAGAUUUGCUUUUGCUAGAUCAGGGUUUGUUCCAGAAAGCUCAAGUCUUACUCUCCCUGCAGAAGUAAACAUAUCAGCUGUAACUCUUUCCAACAUACCAGUUGAAUCACUUACCCCACAAACAAUUACUUGUACUUCAAUCAAACCUCAGUAUCCAAAAUCAACAGUUGCAAAUCAAAUGGUGACAUCCUCGAGUAACAAGAUAGAUACAGAUGAAGUGCAUGAAUCUUUCACAACUGUCCCCUUCUACUCUAAAAGCAUCCAGGUUGCCACACACAAAGAAAUAGAAUCAGGUACACAAUUACAAGUAAUACCUGACAUAGAUCCAUCAGUUAACAUCCAAUUCACAACCAAAAUCCAUAAGCCUAAGCUUAACAUGAAAAGUACAUUUACCAAAGCUAACAUAUCACCUUUCAUGAUCAAAUCCACUAUUCCUUCUUUUGGUAUCCAUGACGGCUCUUCUAGUGUUUCAAAUGGAGAAAUCUCUUGGAGUACUUCUUUUGGUAGCAGCUAUGUUCAAAAGGAGCUACUGGAGAAUCAACCCAUAGUACAAACAAAACCCUCAACUGAAAUAUCUGUUAUACGUUUUCACACCUCCGUACCAACAUACAUAAAUUCAUCAAUAUAUGAAACUGAUGUUUCCAAAAAUGACAAUCAAACUGAUGUUCCUAAAGACUUAAUUAAAGUCAUCAGUAACAAUGUAUCACUAGUAAAACACAAUCCUAUGGUAUCACUCAGUACUACAGAAUCACCAUCUUCAGCCUCUAUGUACAACUUUACAACUGAUCUUAAUAAAGAAACUGAUGCUAUGACCAUCCUACAGACUCUUAAUCCAGCCACCACUGUUGCAAACAAGAUUUCAAAACUCAGAAUGUUUCGACCACUUAGAAAGAAGGGUCAAAGGAGGAGAAGACCUCUGCAGAAGUUAAUGCCCUUCCACAGAAACAUUUUGGUGAAUAAGGGAUUUGCUACAUCCUCUAAAAAGAUUAUCCUUUCUCCUACUAUGCAAACAAUGAGAAAAGUAACUGAGCCUUCUAGUCUCAUAUUGACUGAAUUGUUUUCAAAAUUCACCAGUAUGGAUGUAGUUACAGUUGGUCUACAACCAUCAAUUCUUAACACAGCAGAUGUAAAAGGGGACAAUAAAUUCAUAACUGCUGCUCACGUAUUAGCAAAUAUAACCCUUGAAAAUGCUCACACCAUUAAUCCACCAAUGAAGCUGUCAUCUGAAGAACUUUCAUCUACAGCCCCACUGUUUGAAAUGUCCUUGGAUACAACAAAGACAAGCACAGUGUUAUCAGACACAUCCUUGGUAACAAUGGGACCAAGAUUUACUAGAGUAACACAAACCACUAGACAAGCCGAUAAGGAAUUUUACCAGAAUGUGGGACUAACAGCAGCUCCAAAAACACAAAUAACCAAAACAGCUCCUCAUGUGAAAAAUGAGCUAAACCCACAGACUCCUACUAAUGCAAUUUACAUGACCACUAGUCCACUAGGAUCCCAAACAAGGCUCAUCCAACCUACACAAACCACUUCAUCUCCCAGAUGGGGUAAAAUGUCAUGGCAGUUUCCAUUUUCUAAAAUCAGAGAUAUUGGAAAACCUGUCAUGGUUAACACAUUGACAGUAUUAAAAUCUCCUCAAAGCUCUACCCUGUAUACUCCUUUGUGGAAGACAAAUAAGAACAAUUACAUCAGAAAUUGGUCUGAAAGUACAGACCAGGUAGCCACUACCACCAAUCCAAAAGAUUUAAAUCCAUUCUACCAAACCGGAUUGGCAAAACCCAGAAUAAGUGGAGGAAAAUUUGCAGUGUUCACCGUCCUGGCUAAUUCAGAUGCUUUCAUCCCAUGUGAAGCCAGUGGUAAUCCUCAGCCAACCAUACGCUGGACCAAGAUAUCAGCAGGGGCUGAUGCAUCAAAAAACAAGCGUGAUAACAGAUUUGAGAUUCUUCCCAAUGGCACACUCUCCAUUCAGAAUGUGGGCCUCCAGGAUCGUGGACAGUACUUGUGUGUGGCUGCCAACCAGCACGGUUCAGACAAGCUUCUUGUCACCUUGUCUGUGGUUACCUAUCCACCAAGAAUUCUAGGGAAAAGUUCCAAGAUCAUUACUGUCCACUCUGGCAAGCCAGCAGUUAUGAAGUGUGCAGCUGAAGGCCGCCCCAUUCCUUCUAUGUCUUGGAUCCUCGCAAACAAAACUCAUAUCUCUGAAUUUUCAAUAGAAAACGAGGCUGUUUCUGUACACUCCGAUGGCACCUUACUGAUCAAGAAAGUCAGUGUUUAUGACAGAGGGAUUUAUACCUGCACAGCAAAUAAUCCAAUUGGCUCAGAUACUAUGGCAAUAAGGUUGCAAGUCAUUGCUGCACCACCCAUUAUACUGGAAGAUAAGAAGCAACUUAUACUAGAGAACAUGGGGAAAAGUUUGAAACUUCCUUGCACUGCCAAAGGAGACCCUCAUCCAACUGUUCAUUGGGUCCUCCUUGAUGGAACAGAGGUGAAACCACUGCACUACAUAAAUGACAAGGUUUUUUUGUUUCCUAAUGGAACACUUUUUAUCAGGAAUAUAGUUCCUUCUGACAGCGGGAAUUAUGAAUGCAUAGCUACAAGUUCCACUGGGUCAGAAAGGAGAGUAGUACAACUUCAAGUGGAACAUAGAGAUAUAACGCCCCAAAUUGCAGCUACAUCCCAAAGAUUGACUCAGUUGAAUUUUGGGAAUAGGUUGCUUCUGAACUGCUCAGCUAUAGGGGAGCCAAAGCCCAAGAUAAUGUGGAGAUUACCUUCCAAAGCUAUUGUUGACCAAUGGCACAGAAUGGGAAACCGAAUCCAUGUGCAUCCCAACGGAUCUUUAGCUAUUGAGUCAGUCACAGAAAAGGAUGCGGGUGAUUAUAUUUGUGUGGCAAGAAACAGAAUGGGAGAUGCUUUGAUCCUUUUGAAAGUCAGUGUGACAAUGAAGCCUGCAAAAAUUGAUCAAAAACAGUAUUUUAAGAAACUGGUACCUUAUGGAAAAGACUUCAAAGUGGAUUGUAAAGCUUCUGGAUCUCCUGAGCCAGAAAUAUCUUGGAGUUUGCCAGAUGGCACAACAAUCAAUAAUGUAAUGCAAGCAGAUGACAGCGGAAGUGGGUUUAAGAGAUAUACUCUGUUUGACAAUGGGACUCUGUAUUUCAAUAAGGUUGGAAUGACGGAAGAAGGGGAUUACACUUGCCAUGCUCAAAAUACACUUGGAAAAGAUGAGAUGAAAGUGCACAUAAGAGUGGUCGCAGCUGCACCUCGUAUCAAGCAGAAUUUGAAGAUCUAUGCAAAGAUAAAAGCAGGAGAUGCUGCACUCUUUGACUGUGAUGCUGUAGGGGAACCUAAGCCAAAAAUAUUUUGGCUGUUGCCUUCCAACGAUAUGAUUUUAGCUUCAACUCAGAGGUAUUUUCUCCAUGUUAAUGGGUCAUUGUCAAUCACUAAAGUAAGGCUUUUAGAUGCUGGAGAAUAUAUAUGUGUUGCACGCAACUCUGGUGGAGAUGAUACCAAGGUUUAUAAACUAGAUGUUGUCUCUAAACCACCUCUGAUCAAUGGCUUGUAUUCAAAUAAGACUGUCAUUAAAACAACAGCUGUAAAACACUCAAAAAAACAAAUAGAUUGUAGGGCUGAAGGAGACCCUGUACCCCAGAUCAUGUGGAUCAUGCCUGAUAAUAUUUUCCUAACAGCCCCAUACUAUGGCAGUAGGAUAACAGUACAUAGAAAUGGGACUCUUGAAAUUCGCAAUGUAAGAUCUUCAGAUACAGCAGAGUUUAUUUGUAUAGCACGCAAUGAUGGGGGAGAAAGCAUGCUGGUAGUCCGUUUGGAGGUGCUAGAGAUCCUAAGGCGCCCAGCAUUCAGGAACCCGUUUAAUGAGAAAGUCAUAGCAAAACCUGGAAAAACCAUUUUCUUGAAUUGUUCUGUUGAUGGAAACCCACGUCCUGAGAUAAUUUGGAUAUUACCAAAUGGCACACGGCUCUACAGUGGUAUUAAAACACUCCGGUAUUACCUGGGAAGCAAUGGGACCCUUGCCAUCAAUAGACUUUCUAAAGCAGAUACAGGAAAAUACCGAUGUGCAGCUAAAAAUCAAGUAGGCUACAUUGAAAAGUUGAUCAUAUUGGAAAUUGGUCAAACACCCACAAUUUUUAUCCACUCAGGAGGGACAAUAAAAAGUCUUAGUGGGGAAUCUUUAUCUCUUCACUGUCUAGCUGCUGGAAGUCCCAAGCCAAACAUUAUAUGGACACUUCCUAGUGGCUUUGUCCUAGACCGGCCUCAAAUCAAUAGGAAAUAUACAUUACUGGAAAAUGGUACCUUGCUUAUCAGAGAAACAACCAUUCACGAUAGAGGAAGUUAUGUAUGCAAAGCUCAGAACAAUAUUGGUGAUUCAACAGUAGUUGUUUUUGUAAUGGUUGUGGGACAUUCACCAAGGAUUACAAACCGACCACCAAGGAGUAUUCACACUGUGGCUGGGUUAACAAUUCACCUUCACUGUAUGGCAUUUGGGAUACCAAAUCCAGAAAUUACAUGGGAGCUGCCUAACCAUUCAUUAUUUUUCACAAACAGAGGUCAACUAUCUGGAACUGAACUUCUUCAUCAACAAGGAACAUUAAUAAUUCACAAUCCAAAUUCAUCAGAUUCAGGUAUAUAUAAAUGUGUGGCUAAGAAUCAGUUUGGCAGGGAUUUCACAGUGACAUAUGUUCAAGUUAUUUCAAAUGGGAAUAAAGUCUAAGCUGGACCACUUGGCUUUCAAAGAUAUUUAAUCAAAACCAGUCAAAAGGCAUUUCAAUUUUGGUACUAUUACAAUUCUCACUUUACAGUUGACAAACUAAGAGACAUAGGAUUUGGGAAGAAUCUGCAUUAUGACCUAGCAUUGAUUUUAAGACAAUAUUAAAAAGUAACCUUAAAAACUUAAGGCACUUAAGUUUCCAACAAAAGUAACAGUGAAUAUGACAAUAAAUUCUCUGAAUUUGCAAUACAAAAUAUUUAGCAUAAGAAUGGAUUUUUUAAAAUGCUAGUUUUUAUUUCCCAUUUGAUAGUAUAAACAUUGUAAAGCUAUAGAAAAAAUAUGAUUGCUGGUUUGAUCCAUUAUUGAUGUGAAUUAACAUUUUCUAAUUCUUGAUAGUUUCAAAUAUUUAAAAACAAAAGAUGUGGAUUUGUUUAUACUACUACAAAGUUCUUUCCUGCAGUCCUUUUGGGGGGCAGUGGAAGAACAAAUAGAAAAUAAUUAUUUUGAUUUUUUUUAAAUACAGCUUGCAUUAUUUUUCUACAAUGAAGUGCCAUCAAAACUUGCACGUGAAAAAGUGAAGAUGUAAAUAAUGAGUAUACUGCCAAUUAUUUUACAUGAAGAAAUAAUAAUUUGACAUGUCAUUUGGUUUUAAAGUAUGCUGUGUAUUACCAGUAUACUUUACUGAAAGGCAAGAAACAGUGUGCAGAUGAAAUUAAAAUGAUCCAGAGAGCUCUUCAAAGUAACAUAAACAGUAUGUCCAAGAAUAUACUCCUAGUACUUUAUGUAUUAUGUAGUAAAUAUAUGUAUAUUGUUCUUCAAUUCUAUUCCCAGGGCAGAUUUUAAAAAUAUUCAAGAAAGAAUAUAAUUACUAAUAGGGAAAAGUUCGUUGAGGAAGUGAAAGUAGCAAGAACAUUGGGGGAAAGUUACCAUGUAAUGCUGGAGAUGCUGAUUUUAGAGAAAACUAAACCUGAAUACAAUAAACAUGUAUAUUGGACUUCAAAUAAAACAGAUUUUAAUAAACUUAGCAAUUAUGAAAAAGAUUCUGUGUUAGGGAAAAGCUGAUGGGAA